This is a messenger RNA of Penicillium longicatenatum, 2253 nucleotides long. Its product is annotated as sterylglucosidase 1. NCBI's taxonomy places the organism in Eukaryota, Fungi, Ascomycota, Eurotiomycetes, Eurotiales, Aspergillaceae. Gene Ontology annotation, molecular function: steryl-beta-glucosidase activity. Gene Ontology annotation, biological process: ergosteryl 3-beta-D-glucoside catabolic process; carbohydrate metabolic process. The record is from RefSeq and is a predicted model, not a curated record. The transcript has 3 exons. Bases 1 to 2253 code for a protein of 750 amino acids.
AUGGGCUCCUUGCGCCUUCAUAUCGAUGGGAAGUCUUUUCGUGAUACACAGGGUCGAGAGGUUAUCUUAAGGGGGAUCAACGUGGCUGGUGAUGCCAAAUACCCCAAGACUCCCGAUAUUCCAUCGUUUGAAUCGCAUAAAUUCUUCGAGGCAGACGAUGUAUCGUUUGUCGAGAGACCGUUCUCUCUCAAAGACUCCCAUGUUCAUUUUCAAAGGCUGCGCAAGUGGGGAUACAACACGAUCAGAUAUAUCUUCACUUGGGAGGCCAUAGAGCAUGCUGGUCCGGGUAUCUAUGAUGAGGAGUGGAUCGAUUUCACCAUCCAGGUCCUCAGAAUAGCCAAGCAAUACGAGUUUUAUGUCUUUAUGGACCCUCACCAGGAUGUGUGGUCGAGACUAUCUGGAGGCUCUGGGGCGCCUAUGUGGACCCUCUAUGCGGCAGGGUUUGAUCCCAAGAGCUUCAAGAUUACCCAAGCAGCUCUUGUCCACAAUACGUUUGAAAAUCCGGCUGAGUUUCCAAAGAUGAUAUGGAGCACGAACUAUACUCGACUGGUUUGUCAAACAAUGUUCACGCUCUUUUGGGCGGGGCGAGAUUUUGCGCCCAAGGCCAUAAUCGACGGCGUGAACAUCCAGGAUUAUCUGCAAACUUAUUUCAUCGCAGCCUGUAAACAUCUUGCUCAAAAGAUUCACGAAGCCGGUGAUAUCGAACAUGAUGUGGUCAUCGGUUGGGAAAGCAUGAACGAACCCCACCGUGGUUUGAUUGGCGUGCAAGACAUUUCUGUGAUACCGCCUGAGCAGCAGCUACAGCUUGGAACAUCACCGACGGCUUUUCAGGCAAUUCUCACUGGAUCCGGACGUGCUUGCGAGCAAACGACGUGGGCUUUCGGUGGUUUUGGACCCCACCAAACGGGUAGAGAGCUUGUUGACCCAGAGGGCGUGCAAGCUUGGUUAAGUGUGGAGCAUGAUGAUGGCAAAUAUGGAUGGCAUAGGGAUGAUGGUUGGAAGCUCGGUGAAUGCAUAUGGGCGCAACAUGGAGUGUGGGAUCCGUCGACGGACACGUUGCUACAGAAGGACUACUUCUCAAAAGUACCCACGACAGGAGAGAAGUUGGACUAUGAGAAAUUUACCAACACGUACUUUUUGGACCACUAUCGCGCAUACAGAGAUGCGAUCCGCAACAUCUGGCCGGAAGCUAUCAUGCUAUGUCAGCCACCGGUGAUGGAAGUGCCACCAGUUCUUAAAGGCACAAUUGAUGACGACCCAAACAUGGUCCAUGCCGUUCAUUUCUAUGAUGGUCUGACUCUUAUCACGAAGCAUUGGAACCGACUCUACAAUGUCGACGUUAUCGGUGUUCUUCGAGGAAAGUACUGGGCUCCAGCCUUCGCUGUUAAAAUUGGUGAAACCGCUAUUCGUAAUUGUCUUCGCGAUCAACUCAAAUUUCUUCGAGACGAAAGCCUGAAAUACAUGGGAGACCAUCCAAUGGUUUUCACGGAGAUUGGAAUCCCAUAUGACAUGGAUGACAAACACGCAUACAAAACUGGAGAUUAUAGCAGCCAAACAAGCGCAAUGGACGCCAACCACUUUGCUCUUGAAGGUAGCACUUCCAAUGGAUUCACUCUUUGGGUUUAUGAAACCGAGAACAGUCACCAAUGGGGAGACCAGUGGAAUGGAGAGGAUUUGUCUAUCUAUUCCCACGAUGAUUUGGAGCUUCCAGCAGGGAUCCCUAGCCGCUCUUUGAACUCACAUUCUCCUGCCUACUCUGAAAGCCAUAGCAGCGGUGAGUCUGAAGUUGGACCACGCAAUCUCAAGGGUGCAUUGGCCUCUCCAUCGAUUUCUAGUGAGGAGCCCACGCAACCCAAGGGCUACCGUGCAGCGGAAGCAUUCCUUCGCCCAAGUCCAAUACAUGUGAGUGGGACUCUGGAGAAUCACGUCUUCGAUCUUCAAAAUUGCAGAUUCACCAUGUCUUUGACAGCCAAGAAAGCCACAUCAUCCGAUGCUCCAACGGAGAUCUAUCUCCCCGAUUUCCAUUUCCCGGAGGUCGAGACAGUGGUUUCAGUGAGUGGAGGGAAGUGGGAAUUCGAUUUUUACAAGAUUCAGAGCAUCAAAAUUCAGCGCCUCCGGUGGUGGCACGCUGAAGGGGAACAAAAUAUCCAAAUUGAAGGGCUCAAACGUCAGCCAGGAGAGGUUGCAAACCAAUCCUGUGAAAACAUGACUUAUCUGGACCAGUGCCAGCGAGGCCAGUGCCUUUUGAUGUGA